AGGUCCUAGGUAGAGAGGAAGAGAUCUCUAUAUAUAUAUAUAUAUAUAUAUAAAUAAUAGAUAUAAUAUUAUAUGGCUAGAGAUCCUCUGGUAGUUGGUCGUAUAAUCGGAGAUGUGGUGGAUCCAUUUAGGACAUUGACGAGUCUCCGAGUGGUGCAUGGAACCAGGACUCUCAUCAACGGCUGCGAUCUCAGGCCCUCCCAAGUCGCCUCCCAACCGACGGUUGAGAUUAACGGAGGAACUUCUACUACUCAUGAUCACAACACCUUCUUCACUCUAGUUUUGGUGGAUCCAGAUGCUCCAACUCCAAGCAACCCUCAUCUGAGGGAGUAUUUGCAUUGGCUGGUGACGGACAUUCCAGGAGGCACUGAUGCCACUUAUGGAAACGAAGUAGUGUGCUACGAGAUGCCUCGACCGUCGAUGGGAAUUCAUCGGAUGGUAUUCUUGCUGUUCCAACAACUUGGCCGGCAAACUGUGUAUCCGCCGGGGUGGCGCCAGAAUUUUAUUACAAGAGACUUUGCGGAACUUUACAAUCUGGGCAGCCCGGUUGCCGCCGUUUAUUACAACUGCCAAAGGGAAAGAGGCACCGGAGGUCGAAGAUCCUCUUAAAAAAUUUAAAUCUACCUAGUCUUAAUUUAGACAUAUAUAUAUGUGUAAAAUUAAUAUUGCAAGUUAUAUAUAUAUAUAUGUAGUAAGUUAUAUAUCGACCGAUCCGAUCGUGAU
Messenger RNA from Andrographis paniculata, 723 nucleotides. RefSeq names its product protein RICE FLOWERING LOCUS T 1-like. The record is from RefSeq and is a predicted model, not a curated record. The coding region runs from base 73 to 609 and encodes 178 amino acids. NCBI's taxonomy places the organism in Eukaryota, Viridiplantae, Streptophyta, Magnoliopsida, Lamiales, Acanthaceae. The transcript has 4 exons.